AUUGGAUACUUGAUGAGGACUCACACACACAACCUCCCUCCCAUCCUUGCAUACAAGAAAUGGCCACCUGGCUCCUCCACAUAAACAGUGACUACAAGCCUCUCAGGCAACUAUGGGUACCCCAUUUCAUCAACUGCAACCCACGCGUCACAUCUAUAGUUGGCUGGACAAUCAAGAGCGCAUGUACUACAGCAGCAAACUACAAGACAAUCCGCGCCUUUCUUGAGCUGUUUGAGUAGACAAGAAUCAAACUAGGCAUACAGUAUGAAGAUAUGUGGAAUAUGGAUGAGACUGGGUGCGCACUAGGGGUAUGUACAAACACCCAGGUGCUUGCAA
Messenger RNA from Macroventuria anomochaeta, 336 nucleotides. RefSeq lists its product as uncharacterized. The annotation marks the transcript as partial. The record is from RefSeq and is a predicted model, not a curated record. Lineage: Eukaryota; Fungi; Ascomycota; Dothideomycetes; Pleosporales; Didymellaceae. The transcript has a single exon.